AUGGAGUUGGCUAAAAGUGAUUCUUUGGAAAUGACGGCUGCGAUCAUACCUCUGCCUGCAUACCACCAUAAUGCCAAGAAUUGGUUCUUGCAGGUGGAAUCCAUCUUUUCAAUGCUACGCAUUACUUCACAGCGAGCCAGAUUCGCGAAUGUAAUGCAGAAACUCCCAUCCGAUAUGAUGGACGAAAUUUCUGACGUCCUCUCCGAUUUGCGCGAGCAUGAACCGUACGAUCACUUAAAGGAAGCAAUCCUCAAGCGAACCGGACGUUCCGAGGAGGAUAUGAUUCAGGAGAUACUGCGGAACGUCACUAGAGGCGACAAAACGCCAUCCCAGCUUCUCAGAUAUAUGAGGAACCAGCUGGGAAAGCACAACGUAUCAGAGAAGGUUCUUCGAGGUUUAUGGCUGGAGCAUUUGCCUAAAUCUGUCGCUCAAAUCAUCGCACCAAUGACGAGAGCCACGCCUCUGGACGAUUUGGCGGAAUCUGCUGAUCUAGUUUUCGCACAGUUCGACCACAGCGUUAACGCUGUUCACGCCCCCGACAUAGCGAAGCACGAACGCUACGAGCCUAGUAAAACGGAACGGGCGUUGGCCGACCUUCAACGGCAAAUUCGGGAGCUCCAGAUCUCCCUGCGCCCGCGGACGAGGACAUCGACCCCAUCUCGACGGAGACGAACCCCCAGCCGAGAACGGCGAAAGCGACCAGGGUGUUUGUUGGUGACCAUCAGACUCAUCACCACAUCAGAACCCGAGGUCCUCCCGCACACCCAUCCGCGACGACUCGCUCCGCACAAACUGGCGUACGCCAAGGAGCAAUUCGACAAAAUGCUCAGUGAUGGCAUCAUUCGUCCUUCCGAUAGCCCUUAUGCCUCGCCACUACACUUAGUGCCUAAACCUGGUGGUGAAGAAUUUCGGAUAUGCGUCGACUACCGGAAAUUAAAUGCAUCGACCGUACCAGACCGAUAUCCUACGUUUUCAAAACCAACAUCUCCUUUCGUCGAGGAACUCCGCCACAAAAUGGCCCGGCUUAAAUAUGCAACUCCGCGACAGCAACCGGUGAAUUCGUACAUCCCUCAACACUUGAGAGAUUGCAAAUUCGUUUUCGUACGGAACGACGCCGUGAGACGACCACUCACGCCGGCAUACCAAGGUCCUUUUCAGGUUCUUCGACGCACCGACAAGCACCUUACGAUCAAGCGCGCCAACUCGACCGACACCAUCGCAAUCGAUCGGACCAAGCCUGCUUUUCUGGAGAAGCGACAGUAUGACGCAAACCCGGCUCUGCGGCCCCCUAAUGCUAUUCCAGCGCACCCAACAGACGCAGCAGACGCAGCACCGCAGACAUCAAACGACACCCCAGCGACUCCUGUGCGGCAGACACGAUCCGGUAGGAGGGUCUCUUUCCUAAAGACCUUCGUAAAUAUUAUUAUUAUUAAUUGA
Molecule: messenger RNA, 1437 nt
Organism: Acanthosepion pharaonis
Lineage: Eukaryota; Metazoa; Mollusca; Cephalopoda; Sepiida; Sepiidae
Source: the annotation of a GenBank genome assembly